Molecule: messenger RNA, 1300 nt
Organism: Sorex fumeus (smoky shrew)
Lineage: Eukaryota; Metazoa; Chordata; Mammalia; Eulipotyphla; Soricidae
Gene: SKIC8
Product: SKI8 subunit of superkiller complex
Exons: 11
Coding region: 185-1102 (305 amino acids)
Cellular component (GO): Cdc73/Paf1 complex
Molecular function (GO): protein binding
Source: RefSeq, a predicted model, not a curated record
CGAGGCGGGAGGCGGAGUCGGCGGCGGCACGGAGGCCACGCCUUCCGUGUCGUCAUCGUCGCGCGCCGCGAGGCCAGCGGCGUGACGUCGGCGGCGCGACGGCGACGGCGACGGCGAGCGGCGCCCAUCGGAGGCAGAGGAGGCGAACGUUUCGACCCGUAGCCCUGCGCCCGCAGUUAAGGAAAUGACCAACCAGUACAGCAUUCUCUUCAAGCAAGAGCAAGCACACGAGGAUGCCAUCUGGUCAGUCGCAUGGGGGGCGAACAAGAAAGAAUUCUCUGAUACGGUGGUCACAGGAUCUCUGGAUGACCUAGUAAAGGUCUGGAAAUGGCGUGAUGAAAGACUGGAACUGCAGUGGAGCUUGGAGGGACAUCAGCUGGGUGUGGUGUCUGUGGACAUCAGCCACACACUCCCCAUCGCUGCUUCCAGCUCUCUUGAUGCUCAUAUUCGUCUGUGGGACUUGGAAAAUGGCAAGCAGAUAAAGUCUAUAGAUGCAGGUCCAGUGGAUGCCUGGACCUUGGCCUUUUCUCCUGAUUCCCAGUAUCUAGCCACAGGAACUCACGUGGGGAAAGUGAACAUUUUUGGCGUGGAAAGUGGGAAAAAGGAAUAUUCUUUGGACACGAGAGGAAAAUUCAUUCUUAGCAUUGCCUAUAGCCCCGAUGGGAAGUAUCUGGCCAGCGGAGCCAUUGACGGAAUCAUCAAUAUUUUUGACAUCGCGACUGGAAAACUUCUGCAUACGCUGGAAGGCCACGCUAUGCCCAUUCGCUCCCUGACUUUCUCCCCGGACUCCCAGCUUCUUGUCACCGCUUCUGACGAUGGCUACAUCAAAAUCUAUGACGUACAGCACGCCAGCCUGGCCGGCACGCUGAGUGGCCAUGCGUCGUGGGUGCUGAACGUGGCCUUCUGUCCUGAUGACACGCACUUUGUUUCCAGUUCAUCUGACAAGAGCGUCAAAGUGUGGGACGUGGGGACGAGGACCUGCAUCCACACCUUCUUUGACCACCAGGACCAGGUCUGGGGAGUCAGAUACAACGGGAACGGCUCCAAGAUCGUUUCCGUCGGAGAUGACCAGGAGAUCCACAUCUAUGACUGUCCAAUUUAAGUGUCACAAUCUCCAGGCCAUGCUCUGGAGAGAGUGCAGAUGCGAGCGACCGGGCCAUCCCUCACUGGAGGGCUUAUGUAGAAGAAGUAGUCUGAGGGUGGCAGCCAAGACUGAAUUUUUCUAGAUCUAACAUGCAGUUUCUUAUGUCUUACUGGAAACACUGUUCACACGUGUACAUAAACAUGUUCUUAUUGCGGA